This is a messenger RNA of Clonostachys rhizophaga, 402 nucleotides long. NCBI's taxonomy places the organism in Eukaryota, Fungi, Ascomycota, Sordariomycetes, Hypocreales, Bionectriaceae. The record is from the annotation of a GenBank genome assembly.
AUGAGAAUUGAGAUCAUUUGCUCACAGCUUCUUCUGGUGGUGUCGGCUGUUGCAGCGCCAACUCCGAGGGCCACAUUUGCGUUGGUGCCGCUCGAAGAUCCCCAGAACUGGGUUGCGGGCAACAGCUUGUUCCCAAGCAACAUCAUCGCAGGAUACCACGCUGAUUAUGAUGCCUAUGACUCCGAGUCUUGGUCGAGUUACGUACUCGAGAAAUGCAAAGCCUUUGCCCAGUGCACAUCAUCCGAGACUUUCUCAGGCAUGUCGACCCAAAAGCGAAUCAACUCGGGCACACCAAAGAUUAGGUACUGGUUUGGUUACGUGUGCAGAGGCGGCGCAACAACACAGGCCAACUACGAAAGAGUGGAUGGCGUGGAAGACUCCAUUGCCUACACAAUCGUAUAG